Molecule: messenger RNA, 2695 nt
Organism: Mya arenaria
Lineage: Eukaryota; Metazoa; Mollusca; Bivalvia; Myida; Myidae
Exons: 3
Coding region: 103-2049 (648 amino acids)
Source: RefSeq, a predicted model, not a curated record
ACUCAUUUAAACCAACGUUUGCCAAACUCGAACCAGUUUACGCUCUGGUGGCGGCCCGUUUCACAUUCAUGUUUACGUUAAUGCAAUAAUAUAUUUUAUACAAUGAGGAUCUGGAUAAUUUCUUUAGGUCUACUGGCUGUGAUGGGGCCGGUAAUGGCCAAAAUGUUCACGAUACAGGGAGACACCGGCAGGAACAGAGAAAAUCACCCGAUCUGGAGUCUCCGGAACGCCUCUAACGGAAAUGCUGUCAUCCUGGAACCCAACAAGAAGCUCAGCAUUAAUUUUUGUCUCCGCCGCGAGUCUAACAUAACGAUUCGCGACUUCCGUUUCUCAAAUGGCAACCACAGCGAAAAUGUCAUGAUAGAGGUGGACAGAGUGAAUAUCUACUCGUUUCUCUCGCCGGAGGACCCGAAUCACAACUGGUCCAGAUUUUGGUCAACAGGCAACUUGAACCGGCGACCCCUUUACCUCCACAUGGGCUGGCACACGCUUUCGGUUCGGUUCAAUGGUACCGCAGAUGGACUGGCGAUAGAUCACAUCCUCCUCGAUAUUGAAGAUGAAAAGCUCACAGAUGACAUAUUCACGUGUCAACUCACGUGCACCGCUGACCAGGACUACAACGUACGUCGCAAUGACGUUGAAACUGAAGCGUCAUUUCUUGUGCAAGAGUCUUACAAAACUACAUGUCCAGAAGUCGACAAUAUAAACAUGCCAAUAUUUAAUCCAAGCGUCCAAGAGUACGAAAUAACUGCAGCUCUACCCCAUUAUCGGGCCUUUACCAACUACCGCACAGAGAAUACGACAGGCUGUCCGCAUUUGUCACCGUUCUACUGGUCAUUUAGUAAUGUACUCCUACCAUCUAAGAACGGGGAAAUCCUAAACUCUAACAAAGCAAAAUUGGUUAUUACUCAACCAACGGAGAGCACAAAUUCAAAGAUCGCGGUCAGGAUAAUUUUGUUCUUCAAGUUAGAGGGGAAAAAGAACGGGAUGAUUGACAGCGAAAUGGGAACGAUUUUUAGGGUGCGAUUCGAUGGAUUGACAGACUUAGUGCAACUUAAGUUUAGUUACAAAGGACGAAUGGCUGAAACUUCCUCACCAGAAAUGAGGCUGCUCUUACCGUCAAAACGAGAAGCUGAGUGGAACACACGUGAUUUCAGCUGGACGAGCGAGGACUACAACGUAAUCAUAAUGCAUGUGGAAUCUAACUCGACAAAGCCGCUGCACAUGGAGCACUUGUCCUUGGAGCGGCGGCCAAUGCUGGCGGACAAGGUGGAGCGGAUCUACAAGGGCGACGACACUAUCGUGGAGGUGGUCUUCAGCGACUUUUGGUGGCUCAACCCUGACUCAAUGACUGUCCAUCUUGCAGCAACGGGACGUUCAUAUCACAACGUAUCCUACUUUCGCAUCUACCGCCCGAUUCCUUGGAACGGUGGUUAUGCGCAGGUGUUUGUACUUUACCAGGACGGCAAUGCCCGUCUCCUGCCAGUCCCACCAGAAGGACUCGAAUGGAUUCCUUUUGGAUCAUCUGUUAUAAUUGGUCAAACUGAUCCGACUAUGGUUCGGCCAUACGCUUCUAUUACUGACGCUUACAUAGAUGCUACAAAUUUAGGGAUCGAACUGCUUUACAAAAAUGGCGGAUCAAGUAAGCUUAAGAUAAGCAGUAGUUUAUCGGAAACCAGAGUGACUGUCUCGGACUUAUUUCUUACCCAGGAUCCUGUCAUAUUUCCGUUCACAACAUUCAGGUCCAUGUACGUAGCGGAAGGGAACUCAGAUGUAGACAGUGUAUUGGUGAACGGGGAUCAUCCUUUACAUAUCAUGGGUAAUUUCAACUACCUAAUAGGGCGCAGUUUUGUCUUUCGCCGGAGGUGCAUGUCUCGCCACCUGAUGCUGAGCCCGGACAUAUACAUUGACGUCCGACGGACGACCAACGCCGUUGACCGGCGAGACAUAGUCAGCUCCCAACCCUUCCAGAGUCUGCUGCAGCGAAUACAGAACACCCGUUACCGCCUCUGGACCCCGCGGCUUAGAUACACUUACAGCAGGACAUAACAUGAAAUACUUUUGGCAGGCGAGGAGAACGUGAAUCUCUGACCCGAUUUAUCCGGCGUCGCACGUGGUGCAUAUCCGCUAGUCCACGGGCUCGUUGACGUAACGACCAGUCUCGAUCCGCAAAGAGAUGAUUCCUCAUCGGAAUUGUGCCAUAGUAGAGCGGUCUUGUUUUAAUAUAUAAAGUGUCACAUAGUUCUCAGCUUCUUAGAUGUCUUUAAACAACUUGUAUGUCUCCAAUUUUGGCGACGACUGUAUAGAUUGGGCCCCGUGUGCGUUAAAUAAUUGUAUCCUUGCUUAUUGUAAGUCGACUGUAGAUUUGGAGUUGUAGUGAUUCGAUAACUGAAGGUCAUUCAUGACUGAUUUUAUCUCACUGCACCAAUUGUUUGUGUGCUGGUUAUCAUAUUCAGUUUUAAACACCGUUACUUAAAAAAGACGUUCUUUAAUAUUCAAGACUGUGCGUCCACUUACCACUUAUGAGCGUAACCCAUCUUCAAAUUAAUUAUUAAAAAGUAUUAUGAUAUGAUUAACGCAUGCACAAGUGUUGCUUUUUCGCAAUUUUGUUUGAUUUGUUUUAAUAAUUUAUGGAUAUUAUAUUACAGUGUCUGUGAUAUAUUUACCUUAUUUAUAAAAAUAUUUAACAAUCUGA